AUGUUCCCGGAACCCCCGACCCCUGGCUCUCCAGCGCCUGAGACACCUCCAGACUCCAGCCGCAUCAGGCAGGGUGCAGUGCCUGCCUGGAUCCUGGUCACCAUAGUACUGGGUUCAGGCCUCCUGAUCUUCAGCAGCUGUUUCUGUCUCUACCGAAAGCGCUGUCGAAGACGGCUGGGCAAGAAGAGCCAGGCCCAGGCCCAAGUUCACCUUCAGGAAGUGAAAGAGCUGGGCCGCAGUUACAUAGAUAAGGUUCAGCCUGAAAUAGAGGAGCUUGAUCCCUCACCAUCAAUUCCAGGCCAGCAGGUACCAGACAAACACCAGCUAGGACGACUGCAGUAUUCACUGGAUUAUGACUUCCAGACGGGUCAGCUCCUGGUGGGCAUCCUGCAAGCUGAAGGGCUGGCGGCGUUGGACCUAGGAGGUUCUUCAGACCCCUAUGUUAGCGUCUAUCUGCUGCCAGACAAGCGGAGGCGACAUGAGACCAAGGUGCAUCGGCAGACCCUAAAUCCACACUUUGGGGAAACCUUUGCCUUCAAGGUGCCAUAUGUGGAACUGGGAGGCAGAGUGCUGGUCAUGGCAGUAUACGAUUUCGAUCGCUUCUCCCGCAAUGAUGCCAUCGGGGAGGUGCGGGUGCCCAUGAGUUCAGUAAAUCUGGGCCGGCCGGUGCAGGCCUGGAAAGAGCUGCAGAUGGCUCCCAAAGAGGAGCAGGUGAAACUGGGGGACAUCUGCUUCUCUCUCCGCUAUGUCCCCACGGCCGGAAAACUCACUGUCAUUGUUCUGGAAGCUAAAAACCUGAAGAAGAUGGAUGUAGGAGGACUCUCAGAUCCCUAUGUGAAGGUGCACCUGCUUCAGGGAGGCAAAAAGGUUCGGAAGAAGAAAACCACUAUUAAGAAGAACACUCUGAACCCCUAUUAUAACGAGGCCUUCAGCUUCGAGGUGCCCUGUGACCAAGUGCAGAAAGUCCAGGUGGAGCUGACUGUAUUGGACUAUGACAAGCUGGGCAAGAAUGAGGCCAUCGGGAGAGUGGCAGUGGGUGCAGCCGUUGGUGGGGCUGGCCUACGGCACUGGGCUGACAUGUUGGCCAACCCCAGGCGGCCCAUUGCCCAGUGGCACUCGUUGCGGCCCCCUGACCGAGCCAGGCCAAUGGUUGCGCCCUGA
Molecule: messenger RNA, 1161 nt
Organism: Arvicola amphibius (Eurasian water vole)
Lineage: Eukaryota; Metazoa; Chordata; Mammalia; Rodentia; Cricetidae
Gene: Syt5
Product: synaptotagmin 5
Exons: 8
Coding region: 1-1161 (386 amino acids)
Biological process (GO): regulation of calcium ion-dependent exocytosis; regulation of dopamine secretion; synaptic vesicle endocytosis
Cellular component (GO): synaptic vesicle membrane; axon; dense core granule
Molecular function (GO): clathrin binding; phosphatidylserine binding; syntaxin binding
Source: RefSeq, a predicted model, not a curated record